UACCGGGAAGAUUUCUGUUGCUUCUUUCAUGACAUCUGCCGUCCUUCCUUCAGUUGGGAUCUGUUUAGGAGUCUGUGCAGCGUUUUAGCUCCGAGCGCACUUGUGUCUGACUCAACGAUGAGCUCCGCUGGGAAAUACUGCCUGUUAUUGUUCUUGCUCAAAAGUAUCCUGUCGGACCCGGGAACCACAAACCAAGUGGUCCUGUUGGAUACCACCACAGUGCUGGGAGAACUGGACUGGAAGACCUAUCCUGUCAAUGGGUGGGACGCCAUCACAGAGAUGGACGAGCAGAACAGACCCAUUCACACCUUCCAGGUUUGCCACGUGAUGGAGCCAAACCAGAACAACUGGCUGCGGUCCGGAUGGAUCCAACGACAAGCUGCACAAAGGGUGUACGUGGAGCUGCGCUUCACGCUGAGAGACUGCAACUCCAUCCCCUGGGUGUCUGGAACCUGUAAGGAAACCUUCAAUCUGUUUUACCUGCAGACAGAUGAACCGCUCCCUGCAGCCACGCGCUUUCGUCCCAGUGACUAUGCCAAGGUGGACACCAUAGCGGCCGAUGAGAGCUUCACGCAGACGGAUCUGGGAGACCGCGUCCUCCGCCUGAACACUGAGGUGAGGGAGGUGGGACCAGUGACGCAGAAGGGCUUCUACUUGGCCUUUCAGGAUGUGGGAGCGUGCAUCGCUCUUGUGUCUGUCAAGGUGUUCUACAAACGCUGCCCCUCGACUUUAAGGAACUUGGCAGAAUUUCCCGACACGGUGCCACACAUGGACUCGUCCUCCCUGGUUGAAGUGAGGGGUGCGUGCGUGGAUAACGCAGAGGAGAGGGACACACCGAAAUUGUACUGCGGCGCCGAUGGAGACUGGCUGGUUCCACUGGGCCGCUGUGUCUGCAGCAUCGGCCACGAGGAGAUGGAUGGCUACUGCCGGGCUUGUAGCCCGGGCUCCUUUAAAGCGUAUGCGGGGAACACCAAAUGCUCCAAGUGUCCUUUACACAGCUCCAGCCAUGACCAGGCCGCCACCAUCUGUCACUGCGAUAAAGGCUUCUACAGGGCUCUCAAAGACCCCACCACCAUGGCUUGUACAAGGCCUCCGUCAGCCCCCAGGAACCUGGUCGCAUUGAUCAAUGACACGGCUCUCUUCUUGCAGUGGAUGCCUCCUAGUGAUACAGGAGGCAGGAAGGACAUCACUUACAACGUCCUGUGCCAGCGCUGUGAUGGAAGCGACACGGACACUGCCGUGACACAGUGCGAGCCCUGCGAGCCAGACCUGCGGUUUGUCCCGCGCCCGCUCGGUAUCACCGGCACCUCGGUGGCUAUAUUAGAUUUUGCAAUGCACGCCAACUACACCUUCCAUGUAGAGGCUGUGAACGGCGUGUCUGCGCUGGUCAUGGCUGCACGAUCGCUGGCAAAUGUCACCGUCAAUACACACCAAGCCGGUCCUGCUCUGGUGGGUGUUGUCAGGAAGGACUGGGCCUCUCAGAACAGCAUUGCCCUCUCCUGGUCGGGAAUGGAACUGCCGUCCUCAGACAUAGUGGAAUACGAAGUUAAAUACUAUGAGAAGGAGCAAGAGCAGCUGAGUUACUCAUCAACACGCACCAAAAACCCCAGUGUGGUGGUAACGGGCCUCAAACCCUCCACUGUUUAUGUCUUCCACGUACGCGCUCGCACCGCUGCUGGCUACACGGCUUACAGCUCCAACUUUGAGUUUGCAACUGCAGCAGAGGAUCCCGAUGUGGCCGAUCAAGGCCAGGUCCUGGUUGUCGUCACGGCGUCUGUGGGAGGCUUCUCCCUGCUGGUCAUCCUCACCCUCUUCCUCCUCAUCACUGGACGGUGCCAGGGAUACAUUAAGGCCAGGAUGAAGUCUGAGGAGAAGCGAAGGGCUCGCUUCCACAGUGGACACGUCCCGUUCUCUGGGAUAAAGACCUACGUGGACCCUGAUACCUAUGAAGACCCCACUCAGGCCGUGGAGGAGUUUGCCAAAGAGAUCGACCCCUCGUACAUAUGCAUUGAGCGGGUGAUUGGUGCAGGUGAAUUUGGGGAAGUUUGUUGCGGUCGGCUGCGCGUACCUGGAAGGAUGGACAUUGCUGUUGCAAUCAAAACGCUGAAAGGAGGCUAUGCGGAGCAGCAGCGCCGAGAUUUUCUGCGAGAGGCUUCGAUCAUGGGGCAGUUCAACAACCCCAACAUCAUCAGGCUGGAGGGUGUAGUCACCAAGAGCAGGCCGGUAAUGAUAGUGGUGGAAUACAUGGAAAAUGGAUCACUUGACUCAUUCCUCCGGACACGUGACGGCCAGUUCACCGUGCUCCAGCUGGUUGGCAUGCUGCGCGGCAUUGCAGUGGGCAUGACAUACCUUUCAGAUAUGGGUUACGUCCACAGAGACCUCGCCGCCCGCAACAUCCUGGUGGAUGAAAGCCUGGUGUGUAAGGUGUCUGAUUUCGGCAUGUCCAGAAUCCUUGAAGACGACACUGAAGCGGCCUACACAGCUUCGGGAGGGAAGAUCCCGAUACGCUGGACAGCGCCAGAGGCGAUUGCUUAUGGAAAGUUUUCCUCUGCCAGCGAUGUGUGGAGCUACGGCAUUGUCAUGUGGGAAGUGAUGUCCUAUGGAGAGAGGCCCUACUGGGAGAUGUCCAAUCAAGAUGUCAUUCUGUCGAUUGAGGAAGGCUACCGUCUGCCUGCCCCGAUGGGAUGCCCGGUGACGCUGCACCAGCUGAUGCUGCACUGCUGGCAGAAGGAGUCCAGCCAGCGGCCACGCUUCCACGACGUGCUCUCCUUCCUCGACAAACUGAUCAUCAAUCCCAGCAGUCUGCUGACUCUGGUUAAUGAUGUUCAGAGCUACCCUGACUCUCCGGAGGACAUGCCGGAUUACCCUCUGUUCAUCUCCAUCGGCGACUGGCUCGACUCCAUCAAAAUGAGCCAGUACAAGAACAACUUCCUCGCAGCAGGAUACACAACACUGGAUUCCAUUUCAUCCAUGAGUAUAGACGACAUCAGGCGCAUUGGGGUGUGUUUGAUUGGCCACCAGAGGAGAAUCAUAAGCAGCAUACAGUCCCUUCGCCUGCAGCUCCACCACAUCCAGCAGAGUGGCUUUCAAGUGUGAGACCACUGCGCUGAGUCAGACUGUGCGCACACACUGAGCUGGAAACAAACCAGAGCUCCUUGGCAUCGUCAUUCAACUAAUUGCACAAAACACCAGACUGUUAGGUGUAGCAGGUACCACAUGCCGCCCACGUGUGGGCAGUUUGCUGCUGGACCGCAUGUGGCCCGGUUAACACACACUCUUCAUCUUAUGGAUCAUUAUCAAUACAGACUCCACAACAACCAACCUCUGUCAGCAUUGACCCGACGCGGUCUCUUUAUUAUCUCAGCAAGUACUAGCAUUCACUUGAAUUCUGGACUUCCUCUCUCUAGUGUCUAUUCAAGUGUUCACCGAUACCUCUUCUCUUUCCAAGUGACAAUCCAAUGGUCUCUGUUGACUUUGAAUGGUCUCAAGUCUGUUACCUCAUGACCGGAGAAGACGUGGAUAGGAUAUAUCAUGUGGUGGUGUGUGUGCAACAGUGAUUUUAUUGACGACUUUCCAGCUGGUUUUGUGAAACAAUUCAGCUGAACUAAAGAUAGAGAGAAUGAAAAAUACAAUCAUGAUUUUUGAACUGAAGACCGCUGAAUGUCAAAAGAUUUUAUAGAAAAUGUAUGUUCGCUCCUCAUGAUAAUGCAGUAUGUCUUGUACAAAAAGUCUUGUGAAAGUUGUAUGUUUUAUUCAGUUUGUUGGUUCCUUAAUAAACAGCCCUAUUUUAAUACUUAGUUUUCUCUCGGGCUUCAACCACCGCCGGGCCU
Messenger RNA from Salarias fasciatus (jewelled blenny), 3830 nucleotides. Its product is annotated as ephrin type-A receptor 6-like. Gene Ontology annotation, cellular component: dendrite; plasma membrane. The transcript is spliced from 20 exons. Bases 118 to 3096 code for a protein of 992 amino acids. Gene Ontology annotation, molecular function: transmembrane-ephrin receptor activity; protein binding; ATP binding. Gene Ontology annotation, biological process: axon guidance; protein phosphorylation; ephrin receptor signaling pathway. NCBI's taxonomy places the organism in Eukaryota, Metazoa, Chordata, Actinopteri, Blenniiformes, Blenniidae. The record is from RefSeq and is a predicted model, not a curated record.